Ectocarpus sp. CCAP 1310/34 is the source of this 1476-nucleotide messenger RNA. NCBI's taxonomy places the organism in Eukaryota, Phaeophyceae, Ectocarpales, Ectocarpaceae. The record is from the annotation of a GenBank genome assembly.
AUGCGUCCGUGGGUCCUUCAUGCAUGCCAUACCGCCGCGUCAUUCCAUCUCGGCGUCCAUCGUACACAGCGUCUACUCGAGCGCUUCUACUGGUGGGUUGGUUUGGAUCGUUCCGUGCGCUGGUGGCUUCGGGCGUGUUUGGUGUGUCAAGCUCGCAAGACUUCACGUCAGACUGCUCGGUGGCCCGUCAUCGCUAUGCCAUUGCCGCAGGGGCCUGGUACGGUCGUCGGCGUCGACUUCUUCGGACCUCUGCCAGUGACUGCCAAGGGCAACUCCUACAUGUUGUUGUCCACAGACCGUUUCAGUCGGAGAGCCGACAUGUUCGCAGUUACAGCGGCGGAAUUUACGGCGAGAGGGACGGCUCACAUCUUCGUCAACCAAUACAUGACCAAGUGGGGAUGUCCGACUACGUUAUUGUCGGACAACGGACUGCAUUUCUGCUCGAAGCUCUCCAUGGCGAUCUACGAGGUGAUGAAGAUCAAGAGGGUCACCACCAGCUCCUACCACCCACAGACCAACGGCGGCACGGAACGCGUCAACCACACGAUGGCCCAGAUGCUUGCGGUGGUCGUCAACGAACAGCAAAACGAUUGGGACAUACAUCUCCCGCACGUUGAGUUUAUCUACAACAAUUCCGUGAACCAGUCUACUGGAUUAGCGCCAAGCGAGAUCCACAUCGGACGCAUCCCGCGACUCCCGCUUUCGGUCUUCGAUCAUCCCACGGUAGGUGGUCAUCAAAGCUUGGCCCGCGAUCAACUCGAGUAUUGCAACCUGGCUGGCGAUCGCCAGCGCCGGGCCUACGAACUUGUCCGUGAGUACAACGCGCUGAAGAUUUCGCGAGUCGAACGCCGAAAUUCAUCCCUGCUGGACGCCAUUCACAAGCUCCCUCAGUUUACCGUUGGCGGGUGGGCUUGGGUGUACAACACGGCUGCUAAAAUUCGACAGGGUGUGCAGAAGGACACGGACCAACAGGUGCUCAAGGCCAAAUUCGCACUUUCCUGGACGGGGCCCUACAAAGUUCUUGCGGUGGGUCCCACCUCUGCCGACGCCACUCCGGACGGCCGCCCGUUGGCGCGUAAACUCCUCUACCUGGACCUGCCUUCCGAUCUUUCCGGCCCGGCAGCUCGUUGUCGCGUGUCUGUCCUUCGUUGCAAGCCCUGUCGCAAUCCGUACGAGACGGACGACUUGCCGCAAUCUCUGCCCGCCGAGCUUUCGCGUUAUGUUCUGCACUCNGGUGUGCAGAACGACACGGACCAACAGGUGCUCAAGGCCAAAUUCGCACUUUCCUGGACGGGGCCCUACAACGUUCUUGCGGUGGGUCCCACCUCUGCCGACGCCGCUCCGGACGGCCGCCCGUUGGCGCAUAAACUCCUCUACCUGGACCUGCCUUCCGAUCUUUCCGGCCCGGCAGCUCGUUGUCGCGUGGUAACCGUAAAUAUCGAGUGGCUCGGAUUCGCGCAGCACAGCGGGAGCUAG